AAUCCCAUAUACAACCACAACCCUUUCUUCACCAUCUUUCACUUCCAAAAAAAACAAAGCAUCCCUCCCUACAACUCUCGUCAAAUAACUAUCUUCUUCUCUCAAUGACAAUUCCACACCUCAAAACAGCCCUUUGGGGCUUCUUCUUCAUCUCCAUCUCUUUCCUCUCCUUCUCCAAAUCCUCUUUCCAAGAUUCCCCUCCUGAUCUCUUCAACCCCAAACUUCAACAAGCUUACAUUGCUCUCCAAGCAUGGAAACACACCUUCACCUCAGACCCCAAAAACCUCACUUACAACUGGUGCGGCCCUGACGUUUGCAACUACACAGGAAUCUACUGCGCUCCAUCACUCAACGAUCAUAAUCUAACCGUCGUCGCAGGCAUCGAUCUCAACCACGGUAACAUCACCGGCACUUUACCUGAAGAUCUCGGUCUACUCGUAGACCUCGCACUCUUCCACAUUAACUCCAAUCGUUUCUGUGGGACCCUCCCAAAAAGCUUCAGAGACCUCCGCCUCUUAUUCGAAAUCGACGUCAGCAACAACCAGUUAUCAGGUUCUUUCCCGACGGUUCUCCUCCGUCUCCCUUCACUCAAAUUUCUCGAUAUCCGUUAUAAUCAAUUCAAAGGAGAUGUACCAGACAAGCUCUUCGAUCUCAAUCUCGACGCUAUCUUCAUCAACAACAACAAGUUCCGGUCUUCGGUUCCGACCAACAUCGGAAAUUCAACUGUUUCAGUCCUUGUUCUUGCUAACAACAAUCUCAAUGGCUGCUUGCCUCGCAGUCUCGGACAGAUGGCCGGAACGCUACAUGAGAUUAUUUUCAUGAAUGCCGGCCUCACAUCUUGCUUGCCACCGGAGCUCGGGUUGCUGAAAAACGUGACGGUCUUUGACGUCAGCUUCAACAAGCUGGUGGGGCCGUUGCCGGAGGAGAUUGGAGAAAUGACUAGCUUGGAACAGUUGAAUGUAGCUCAUAACCGGCUCUCCGGUGAGAUUCCAGAGAGCAUAUGUUCGUUGCCGAAAUUAGAGAACUUCACGUAUUCAUACAACUAUUUCUGCGGAGCGCCGCCGAUCUGUCUCAAGCUUCAGGACAAAGACGAUCGGAAGAACUGUAUUCCAGACCGGCCUUUUCAGAGAUCGGAAGAGGAGUGUUCUUCGUUCCUUUCACACCCUAUUCACUGUGAUGGAUUUGGCUGUUCGGCACCAUCACCACCACCGCCACCUCCACCGCCUCCGCCGCCACCAUCACCACCACCCCCAGUUGAUAACUACCCGUGAUUGCUGCCAUGGCGCCACCCCUACCUAUGUAUUCACUGCAAUUUAUAGUCUUGAUAUUCUUUGUUUUGGGUGACAUAAGGUUUCUUCUUGGCUAGUGGUGGAAGAAACAUGUGUUAGUGGAAUGUGAAGUGUUUUCGUUUUAGGUUGCGUUUGGAUGCACAAGUGAAUUGAAUUGCAUAUAUAAUGGUGGGCCCUACAAAUAUUUACAAAUAUAUGGUGUUUGCCUUUAUUGAUUUUAGCGUCAGAAUCUUCCAAAGAAGCUUAACUGUCAAUGCAGGCGCGUGCCAUGAAUGACCUAAGUAAAUAAUAAUGGCUUAUUUAUCAGUAUUUACCGUUUGGUAUUAUAAUCCAAACAGCUAUU
This is a messenger RNA of Magnolia sinica, 1632 nucleotides long. RefSeq names its product leucine-rich repeat extensin-like protein 6. Gene Ontology annotation, molecular function: protein binding. The record is from RefSeq and is a predicted model, not a curated record. NCBI's taxonomy places the organism in Eukaryota, Viridiplantae, Streptophyta, Magnoliopsida, Magnoliales, Magnoliaceae. Bases 105 to 1271 code for a protein of 388 amino acids. The transcript has a single exon.